GAUCAAGCGGGAUAAACUCACCGCGACCGACAGGGAAACUGGCUAUCAGCAGUACCAGCGAACACGCGCACCAAAGAACGCUCCUUCCUUACUCUGACCAUCAUGUUCACUCCGCUUGAUGCAGAGAAUAAACUCCAAAGAUUGCGAGCCCAGCGCGGCAAAAGCAAGAACGGGCAAUGAUAGAAAUACCACGAGUAAUGCGCCAACACGAGAUCCUUCCUAUUACAUGACGUGCUCCCUGGCUGUGAAAAGUACAAAGGAAAGGAAAAGAAAUGACAACAACAACAAAAGAAAAGCCAGGGACGAUACAAGACUUUGUGAGGGCGGCCGAAGAGAAACUAACGCUGAAUGAUGCGUGGCUUUGCAGCCAGCACUAUUCCGUCUGUUAGUUUCUCAACUACCCAAAAAGACAA
Xylona heveae TC161 is the source of this 413-nucleotide messenger RNA. RefSeq lists its product as hypothetical. Lineage: Eukaryota; Fungi; Ascomycota; Xylonomycetes; Xylonales; Xylonaceae. Bases 119 to 352 code for a protein of 77 amino acids. The record is from RefSeq and is a predicted model, not a curated record. The transcript has a single exon.